AUAGUAAAAGUGUUUUUUGUUUUAGCUGUUUUAAGUAGGAUUAUUAGAUAUAUUAAUAUUGACCCUAUAAAAAGAAGUUUUUUUCUUAUCUUUUCACUACUUUUUAGUAUACCAGUUAUUUCAAUGAGAAUACAUAUUUGGUUUUCUUACUUUAUUUGUUUAUUAUUUUUAAGUGGUAUUUUUGUUAUUUUGGUAUAUUUUUCUAGUUUAUCUAAAAUUAAUGUAGUGAAAAGUUAUAUAGCUGUGUUUUUACUUUUGUUAAGAAUGUUAUAUUUUUCUCCCACAGUAUUAACUUAUAGAAGAUAUUUAGGUUUAAGAGGUUUUUAUUAUAGUAUUUACUGGUUUAUUUUUUGUUUUAUUUUAGUAUGUUUAUUAUUUUUUAUAAAUUUUAGUAGUUAUUUUUUAAAUUUUUCAGGUGCUUUACGUAAAGUUUAA
Molecule: messenger RNA, 435 nt
Organism: Caenorhabditis elegans
Lineage: Eukaryota; Metazoa; Nematoda; Chromadorea; Rhabditida; Rhabditidae
Source: the annotation of a RefSeq genome assembly